ACUGUGUUCUCCCACCACAUAAAGAGGGGAUUGUUGGAAGCAGCCGACAGGCGGAGAGAUGCAGCGAGCAGUAGUCCGAGUCCCCAGUGAGCCCCUGCACCUCCGCAGACCCUGGUCCUACGCUGCUCCAUCUGGACACCAUGAGGUUUGAGGAGAUCCUGGAUGACAUCGGUGGCUUUAGUAAGUUUCAGUUUGUGCUGCUGCUCCUCCUGUGCCUGCCCCGGGCCAUCCUGUGUCUCCACUUCCUUCUGCACAACUUCAUCUCCGCCACCCCUGCUCACCGCUGCUCCCUCGGGAGCCCGGGAGAAAGGAAUGGAAGUGUGUGGGACUCCGACCCCGGGGCACUGGCCCUCAGGAUCCCCCUGCAGGACGACGGCUCCUUCAGCUCCUGCAGGGUCUAUGAUUCCCUGCUGAGCAGCAACCUCAGCCGAGCAAACAGGACUGUACCGUGUCCCGACGGCUGGAUCUACGACCAGUCAGAGUUUACUUCCACAACUUCCUCAGAGUGGGAUCUGGUGUGUAAUGACAAAAAGCUGAAUCAAGCCCUUGCGACCUAUUUCUUCCUUGGGGUCACGUUUGGGGCCAUUGUGUUUGGACAACUUUCUGACAAGUUUGGCCGUAAGUCUAUGCUCCUGGUGGCUCUAAUAUCCACCACCACGAUGGGAACCACGUCAGCCUUCUCCACCUCCUACGUCAUGUUUGCCGUCUCCAGAGCGCUCUGCGGCGCCGCUCUCAGUGGGCUGUCCAUCAUCGGUGCCGUCCUAGGUAUCGAGUGGACGGAUGUGAAGCACCGGACCUUCAGCGGGACCAUCAUGAGCUUGUCGUGGAGUGUGGGGAACAUGCUGCUGGCUCUCAUGGCCUAUUCCCUCCCAGACUGGAGACACCUGACUCUGGCAGUGACGGCCCCCUGCGUUCUGGCUAUCGUUUCCUGGUGGUGGCUACCUGAGUCAGCACGCUGGCUUCUAGCAAAUGGCAAGACAGAGGAGGCCAAGAAGUAUUUGAUCCAGUGCGCUAGAACGAACGGGAGGAAUGAAUGCACGUCCAAACUGGAGACUGAGGUUCUGGAGAAGAUAGCAGCGUCUGAGGUGACUGACAAGAAUCACACAUAUCUGGAUCUCAUCAAAACCCCUCAGCUGAGGAAGAUUACCCUCUGCUCCGGGUUGUUCUGGUUCGCCGUGGCCUUCCUGUACUACGGAAUCAGCUUCAAGAUCUCAGGUUUUGGCGUCAACAUCUACCUGACUCACUUCAUCUAUGGCGCCAUUGAAGUUCCCGCCAAAAUCCUCACCUUCUUUGUCCUGGACUGGAUCGGCCGGCGCAACGGCCAAGCGGGGUUUCUGAUCACAACCGGAGCACUGAUUGGAAUAAACACAGCCAUACCUUUAGAGUACUCAGUACUUCGUACGUGCAUCGCUGUGGUAGCGAAGGGUUUCUCUGAGGCAGCCUUUACCACGGCGUUCCUCUACUCCGCUGAACUGUACCCGACUGUCCUCAGGCAGUGUGGGAUCGGCUACACCUCGUGCAUCUGUCGGAUUGGGAGUUCCCUGGCCCCCAUGAUCAUGCUGCUGGAGGAUGUUUGGCUGCUCCUGCCCCCUCUGAUCUUUGCUGGGACGGGGAUCGUCAGCGGCGGCCUGGUCUUCCUGCUCCCAGAGACGCUCAACGUCCGUCUGCCCGAAAACAUCCUGGAUGUUGAGGAGGGAAGACACCUGCAGAGAGAUGCAGAGGAACAGAUUGAGAUGAAGCAACGGAGCGGCAGAGAUGCUGCAGCAUCGCAGGAGAAGAGAGACGGAGCAGCAGCGGAGGAGGGCAGGACUAACUCCUGA
Cololabis saira (Pacific saury) is the source of this 1820-nucleotide messenger RNA. RefSeq names its product solute carrier family 22 member 7a (gene slc22a7a). Gene Ontology annotation, cellular component: membrane. Lineage: Eukaryota; Metazoa; Chordata; Actinopteri; Beloniformes; Belonidae. Gene Ontology annotation, biological process: transmembrane transport. Gene Ontology annotation, molecular function: transmembrane transporter activity. The coding region runs from base 141 to 1820 and encodes 559 amino acids. The transcript has 10 exons. The record is from RefSeq and is a predicted model, not a curated record.